AGGGAAACAUUGGAUAGUGCAAGUUUUGUAAGUGCGUUAUAUAGAUCAGCUGAAAAUCAAUUUAAGAUUGUAGGGAUUCAAGUUGCAGUAUAUGAUAUUAUUGACCGGUUGAAAAAAACUGGAAAUAUUGAGCACUUACCUUAUCCUCGUCAUCCCCUUAUUCUUACUCCCAAUAAACGUCAAUAUCUUAGUCGUCUCCUCCAAGUUAAUAAUGCAACAACUUCAGCUUUAAUGACAACAAACCUGAAUAAUAUGUAUUCAGACCUUAAUGUAUCAACUCAGACUGUUCAACGUAUCCUUAAAAACAAAGCCACUAGCUGUUCCUCUCCUUAA
Molecule: messenger RNA, 333 nt
Organism: Funneliformis geosporum
Lineage: Eukaryota; Fungi; Glomeromycota; Glomeromycetes; Glomerales; Glomeraceae
Source: the annotation of a GenBank genome assembly